This is a messenger RNA of Lathyrus oleraceus (garden pea), 4806 nucleotides long. Its product is annotated as TMV resistance protein N. Lineage: Eukaryota; Viridiplantae; Streptophyta; Magnoliopsida; Fabales; Fabaceae. The transcript has 5 exons. The coding region runs from base 125 to 4417 and encodes 1430 amino acids. Gene Ontology annotation, molecular function: ADP binding. The record is from RefSeq and is a predicted model, not a curated record. Gene Ontology annotation, biological process: signal transduction; defense response.
CAAAGUAUUUUGGCAGCAUGUAGACGUUUUCUUUGUAAUCCCACCGCGUUCUGACUUUUGAAGCUCAAACCUUCCUUUAUUAUUAUUCAAACACUUGAACACUUCCACUCACACAAACUCAUCCAUGGCGAAUCACGAUGAUGAUUUCACACACGACGUUUUCCUGAGUUUCAGAGGCAAAACUCGCUAUUCAUUCACCGAUCAUCUCUACCGUUCACUUCUCCGUCACGGAAUCAACGUCUUCCGAGACGAUCAAAACCUCAAAAUCGGCAACGAAAUUGGACCUUCACUUCUUCAUGCAAUCGAAGCUUCUAGAAUCUCGAUCGUUGUGCUUUGUCGUGACUACGCUUCUUCCACUUGGUGCCUUGACGAACUUGUUAAGAUCGUUCACUGUUAUUAUGAAAUGAAAGGUAAAAUAGUUUUUGUUGUUUUUUAUAAGGUGGAACCUUCAGAUGUUAGGCAUCAGAGAAAUAGUUAUCAAGUUGCUAUGGUUGAACAUGAGAAGAGAUUUGGAAGGGAAUCGGAGAAGGUGAAAGCGUGGAGAUUGGCUUUGAAUUCAGUUUGUGCUCUUAGCGGAUUGCAUUGCAAGGACGAUAGUUAUGAAUCUGAAUUUAUUGAGAAGAUUGUGAGAGACAUCUCAGCUAAACUAACUCCCAUGCCUUUUCAAAUCAAGCACCUAGUCGGACUCGAUUUUCGUUUCGAACAAGUGAAAUCUCUUAUUGAUAUUGAUUCUGAUGAUGAUGUUUGCAUGUUGGGGAUUUAUGGAGCUGGUGGAAUAGGCAAAACCACAUUUGCUUUGGAUAUAUAUAACAAAAUUAGAAAUCGAUUUGAAGCUGCAAGUUUUCUUGCUAAUGUAAGAGAAAAAUCAAAUGAAAGCACUACAGGUCUGGAAGAUCUCCAAAGGACACUUCUGUAUGAGAUGGGCGAGGAACCAAAAACCAUGUUGGGAAGCACAUUUAGAGGAAGCUCUGAAAUAAAACAAAGUCUUUCCCACAGAAGAGUUCUUCUGAUAAUAGAUGAUGUUGAUUCAGUAAAACAAUUGGAAUCACUAGCUGGAGGACAUGAUUGGUUUGGUUCUGGUAGCAGAAUCAUUGUAACAACAAGAGAUACAGAUGUUUUACAUAAACAUGAUGUUAAAAUAAAAACAUAUAAACUCGAAGAGCUAAACCAUCACGAAUCCAUUGAACUCUUUUGUUGGCAUGCCUUUAAUAUGAGCAGACCUGAAGAAAAUUUUGCAAAAAUCUGUUCUCAUGCAAUAAGUUAUGCAAAGGGUAUUCCAUUGGCUUUAAGAGUUAUAGGAUCCAAUCUGAAAGGUAAGAGCAUAGAGGAGUGGGAUAUUGAACUGCAGAAAUAUAGAAAGGUUCCAGAUGCUGAGAUUCAAGGUGUACUAGAAAUAAGCUACAAAUGUCUAUCUGACUUGGACCGGAAAAUUUUUCUAGACAUUGCUUGUUUUUUCAAAGGGGAAAGAUGGGAUUAUGUUAAAAGGAUACUAGAUGCUUGUGAUUUCUUCCCAGUUAUUCGAGUAUUUGUUAGUAAAUGUCUCAUGACAGUUGAUGAAAACGGUUGUUUAGAAAUGCAUGAUCUAAUCCAAGAAAUGGGUAGAGAGAUUGUUCGGAAGGAAUCAACAUCAAACCCGGGGGAACGCACCAGAUUAUGGUCUCAUAAAGAAGUUCUUGAUGUACUGCGAGGAAAUUUCGGAAGUGCUAAGGUUGAAGGAAUAAUGCUUCAUCCCCCAAAACAAGAAAAAGUAGAUCAUUGGGCUUGUAAUGCCUUUAAGAAGAUGAAAAACCUUAGAAUUUUAAUUGUUAGGAAUACAUUGUUUUCAUUAGGACCUAGUAAUCUUCCGAAUAGUUUACGGUUACUCGAUUGGAAGUGGUACCCAUCAAAGAAUUUCCCACCAGAUUUUUAUCCAUACAGAAUUGUUGACUUCAAGUUACCUCAUAGCUCGAUGAUAUUGAAAAAGCCCUUUCAGAUUUUUGGGGAUUUAACAUUCAUCAAUCUCUCCCAUAGUCAAUCCAUAACUCAAAUUCCUGAUCUAUCUGGAGCUAAAAACUUAAGAGUGCUUACACUUGAUAAAUGCCAUAAACUGGCAAAGUUUGAUAUAUCUGUUGGAUUUAUGCCUAAUCUGGUGUAUUUAAGUGCUUCGGGGUGCACUGAGCUCAAAAGUUUUGUGCCAAAAAUGUAUUUGCCCUCCCUUCAAGUGCUUUCGUUUAAUUUCUGCAAAAAACUUGAACACUUCCCACAAGUAAUGCAAAAGAUGGAUAAGCCAUUAAAGAUUCACAUGAUAAGUACCGCCAUUAAGGAGUUUCCAAAAUCUAUUGGUAACCUUACAGGCCUUGAGUAUAUAGACAUGUCAAUUUGCAAAGGGCUCAAAGAUCUAUCAAGUAGCUUCUUAUUGCUUCCAAAACUGAUCUCUUUGAAAAUUGAUGGAUGCUCUCAAGUAGGAGAAUCAUUUCAAAGGUUCAAAGAGCGCCAUUCAGUGGCAAAAGGCUAUCCAAAUUUAGAAACACUUCAUUUUAGCGAGGCUAAUCUAUCAUUUGAAGAUGUUAAUGCCAUUAUUGAAAUAUUUCCAAAGCUGAAAGACUUGAAAGUUUCACACAAUGGGUUUGUAGCCCUCCCAAGUUGCAUCGGCGGAUCUAUGCACUUGAAAAAUCUUGAUGUGAGUUUUUGCAGGAAUCUUACAGGAGUUCCAGAACUUCCAUUAAGUAUUCAGAAAAUCGAUGCAAGACACUGUCAAUCCUUAACUUCAGAGGCAUCGAGUUUGCUAUGGUCAAAGGUUUCACAAGAGAUCCAAAGAAUACAAGUUGUGAUGCCUAUGCCGAAAAUGGAGAUUCCAGAAUGGUUUGACUGUGUUUGCACUCAAGAGAUUCCACUUUUUUGGGCUCGCCGGAAGUUUCCCGUUGUUGCUUUAGCAUUAGUGUUCCAAAAAAAGACAGACAAUUCAGACAAUUUUUUAAAAAUUGUUGAUUAUAUAAAUUUGUUGACUGGAGUCAAAGACUGGCACACUGUUAGCCUCCAUUUGUUUAUUGAUGGCCAACAAAUAUGUGGCAGGGAUUUCCAUUAUUUCAAUGUUGGGGAAGAUCAUGUGCUAUUGUGUGACCUGCGAUUUUUGUUUAAUGACGAAGAGUGGCAAGACCUUGAUGCAAGUCUUGGAGAUGACUGGAAGGCCAUUCAGGUUCAAUAUGAUUCGGACUUGAUUCUGACCAAGUGGGGAGUUUAUGUGUACAAGCAAGAAACAAGCAUGGAUGAUAUCCAAUUCAUACCUCCCAAUCGCAGUUCAUGUUCCUACAUGCCAUCGUCAUAUUUGGUUCCAAAGAGAUCACCAGAGCAGCAAAUGAAACAUGUGCUAGAAAAUUUCAAUCCAAAAGACAUGUUUAGUGAGUAUUUACCUCUAUUAGAAUCAGAAGAAGGUCCAGUAAGGUCUUUAAAAGUGCUUUUGCGGUCUUUGCGGAAUGCCAAGGUGGAAGUUAUAGAAAAGACUUCUUUCUCUGCCUAUGGGGCAAGUCUAAAGCAAGAUCAUGAAGAUUCUGUAGAGCAUGUGAUUCAAGUAUUAGAGAUGAUAAAAGAGAAUUUAUCAGAACAUUUUGCUGAUUUAUCUCCUGAAGAUCUUCAAAUUGCAAGCGGAGUUGCGGAAAGAGUAUUGCGGGCACGGGUAGAAUUAAUGAAAGACGGUAGCUUGGACAUUGGUAUGCCUAUUAUUCUAGAAUAUACUGAUGCAUUAGGAGCAAAAAACCGACGCUUUUGGGGAACCAUGGAGAUAAAACUGGGAGAUCCAUUUUACAAACCAGUGUUGAAGAGGCAAAACCAACUUUCCUGGGGACUUGGGACUAGCAAUGAAGCCUCAACGUCUGACCUAAAGGUGAUAAUUGUUGAAUUGAAAUGCCAGCCUGCAGGUACAGAGGAAGCUUCAAGCUCUGGCGUUGAAGAAUCCUUGGAGGAAGGAAACUACAAUCCUGAAUUGGAAGAGUUAAUGAGAAGGAUAGAGCAAGAUGCUAUGAACUUGAAUAAAUCUUAUGGGAAAAUGAAGGCAUCUAUUGUUCAAACUGAUGAGCCAUUUUCCGAAAAUCAUCUAUUGGAAGCAUUAGUCUUCAGAAGACUAAUGGUUUUGGGAAAAUUGACAAUGUUUGGAUCAGCGACCAAGUUCAAGAUCACACCUUAUGGGAAGAUGAGGGCAGAAGACGAACCUUUCCGCAUACUGAGGACAUGUUUUUGGGGUUUAAUCUUUGUUCUUCUUGCCCUAACUAUAUGGUCAUUUCAUUUCAUUGUAUACGUAUGCGUUUACUUUUAUAGAAUACCAAUAAUAAGGAAGUUAUUAAUGUGGGGUUGGUGGCUUGUCAAACAAGUUUGCUCAUCUUGUAAAAAAUUGUACAGCAGAAUUGGCAUGAUUAUUACAAGAAUAAAGGAAAAGGAAUUGUAGUGGGAUAGUGGCAUUGGCAGAAGAUUUAUAAAUUUUUUCACAAAUGUUGUGUCGGUAGAAGGUCUAUAACUUAAGGGCUUGCAUCUAUGUCUACAAUAAUGAUAAUGGCAUCGGGAGAGGAUUUGUCUGGUAUUCCAUUCAGGUAUGAUCUCGUUCCUUUAACAUCACUCCAUUUUUUAUCUUGCAUCGGGAGAGGAAUUGUAGUCAAAUUAAUGUUUGAUGCGAUGCCUUUGUAAGUUUUACAUACUGAUGAAGUCCUUGUGAUGUAUUUUCGUUUCAGAAAAUUGAUAUGUUGUAUGCUUAUAAAAAACAGUGUUAUGUUGUACUAUAAGUUGUCGAUGGAAACAUUUGCAAAAAUUUGCAAACUAUUCGAACUUGGCUUUGAGUUA